Messenger RNA from Myotis myotis, 2034 nucleotides. RefSeq names its product zinc finger CW-type and PWWP domain containing 2 (gene ZCWPW2). The transcript has 11 exons. Gene Ontology annotation, molecular function: zinc ion binding. NCBI's taxonomy places the organism in Eukaryota, Metazoa, Chordata, Mammalia, Chiroptera, Vespertilionidae. Gene Ontology annotation, cellular component: nucleus. Bases 553 to 1602 code for a protein of 349 amino acids. The record is from RefSeq and is a predicted model, not a curated record.
UAUAAUAAUUUUGCAGAUAAAAUUACAAGAGUUUAAAUGACUCUCAAAGUUAUAUAGCCAAUAAUUGGAAGAAUAUGGCCUACUCUUAGACUUCCCUAUUUUCAGAGCUGAUAACAUUAGAUUUGGGUGGUUAGGUGGGAAGGUCAGUGAAACAGUCUGCUAACAUUUGCCAAAGGGAAUUUAUAUCUGCUAUCAUUAAUUGUUUUGAAGAUUGUGAUAAAAGCAUCUUUCAUGAGAGAUACUGGAAGACAUCAGUCUGAAGGCUCCAGAUGGAGAUUGAAGGUGAUGAAGAGUGCCACAUUUUAAUGACUGGCAAGAAAUACACCUUGUAGACUAAUAUGAUUUCCUACCUAAGGGAGAUAACAUAUGAACCAAAGACAGAAUAAACACUGAAAACCAACAUUUACUGCAAAGAAAAUAAAGUUUAAAUAUUUAUCCAGUUCCAGAUGCUUCACAGAAGUGUAGGAGAAAUUGAACAAAAUUAGAUUAAAUUCAUUUACAAAAAAAGAAAAAAUUUACAGUAAGAUAAUAGUAGAUUGUCGUAACACUGCAAUGGAUUCCUCCAUGGAAAACAGUACAUAUAUAAACAAAAUGUGGGUUCAAUGUGAAAGUUGUUUGAAGUGGAGGUUGUUGUCAACUGAGGAUGCAGCCAGAGUUGAUCACAAUGAAUCAUGGUAUUGCUACAUGAACACUGAUUUAAAAUAUAAUAAGUGCUCUAUUUCUGAAGAAGACUUUCCUGAAGAGUCUCAAUUUCAUCGAAGUGGAUUUAAGAUUGUCUAUUCACAGAUACCUGUUGGUAGCCUGGUUUUGGUAAAAUUCAAGAAUUGGCCAAGUUGGCCAGGGAUACUUUGCCCUGAUCCUUUUAGAGGUAAAUAUGUGACCUAUGACCUGGAUGGAAAUGUUGAACAGUAUCACAUAGAAUUCCUGGGUGAUCCCCAUUCAACAUCAUGGAUAAAUGCAACAUUUGUUGGACAUUAUAGUAUCACAUUGAAGCCAGGAAAAUAUGAAAGUAGAAGGAAGAAGUGGUAUAUAAGUGCACUACACGAAGCAUACCAUCUUUAUGGAUAUUCUCCUGAGCAAAGACUGGAAAUGUGCUGCCUAUCAAAACAGGAUAAUUCCAAAGCAGAUGACAAAGUUGCUGUUGUGGCCAAGAAAAGGUCUUCCAACUUUUCAUGUAUAUUAGACAAGUUGCCAGUUUCCAAAAAUAAUACUGAAACGAAAAAGCCCAAAUUCAGAAAAAGGAACAGGAAAGCUAUUUUAAAAUGCUGUUUUGAAAAUGUUUGUACAGAUGAUGCCUUAUCAAAGGAAAAUAUGGUUGUCUCUGAGACAGAAGUUUUACUAAAAGAACUGGAGCAAAUGCUACAGCAAGCUCUAGAACCCACAGCAACACCGGAUGAUCCUGAAGAGGAACGUGGGGAGGAAAUAAAUACAGGAGAAAAGUUGCCUCAGUGGGGCCCUGACGCUUCUGCAAGCAGUCCAUUUGAAAACCACUGUGAAGAGGACUAUGUUAUAAUUGACGGGAUAAAAUUAAAAGCUGGGGAAUGUAUUGAAAAUAUAACUAACAAGUUUAAUGAAAUCGAUGCUUUGAUAUCUGAAUUAUAGGGCAUUAUAAAUAUUUUCAAAAGGUAAUUAUAAAAACAAAGUCAAAAACUUAAAAUGUUUAGUGAAAUAGGUAUGUAUUAUACCAAAGUUGAUAUUUGUAAUAGCUUCCUACUUUACAUUUUGAGGAUAUACAUUGUUUUGAGGUUCAAUCAAAUGAUAUUUAAGUUAGUGUGACAGUUUAAGAAUUUAAGAAACCCUAAUGUUUGUAGUUUGUUUUUCUUGUUUGCCCUAAGUUUAAAAUGGGUUGUGAAACUUACUGCACAAAUACAUGCUUUACAAUAGUUAUUUAAGCCCUUUAUUCAAAUAUGGAUGUUAAGGUGGCUGACAAAUCUAUUAUGUUUCUUACAGAUAACUCAAAUCUAAUAUGUUUAGAGAAUGUGUAUUUGUAGUAGAAUUAAGCUAUUACAAAAUAAAAGAAAAUGUAAAAAUGGC